Molecule: messenger RNA, 963 nt
Organism: Aphanomyces astaci
Lineage: Eukaryota; Oomycota; Saprolegniomycetes; Saprolegniales; Verrucalvaceae
Exons: 1
Coding region: 147-488 (113 amino acids)
Source: RefSeq, a predicted model, not a curated record
UUCUGAGAUUUUUUGUACUGUUAUUAUGGUGAAUUUUAAAAAAUAAUAUAAAUGACAGGUCAACAUGCUUGGGGGGCGACGGCAUCCGCAAUGUGGAAGAAGGCGAGGGUAAUGGGGGCGCUUCGAACGGCGGGGAUCGCAAGCAGAUGGUCGAGGAAGUCUUGCAUGAACGAGCACGAGUUGGAGUCACUCGCGGCUGUCUUGACAAGGCCGAGGCCAGCCUUGGGCGGGAAAGGCGGCAGCUGGGUGGAAGUGGCCCGUUGGUGGUGAUGGAGCUUCUGCAGUUUCGCGUAGAACACCUUGCACGCAUGACGAGUACGCAUCACAUUAACGGGAACAGCGCGGCCGUGAAUGUUCACGCUGAAGUCGUACACGCUGCCGGUGAGGUGGGGGGUGAAGUGUUGCACCGUGACGACGUACAAGUUCACCCGAGCUGCUUCUCCCACAACCAACGACGUCGUUGUGGGGUCUUUGUCCGUAGGGAGUAAGCGCCGGGUACAAUUGGAUCGUCCGUACGAUGGUCUUGACGGAAGAGUGUCGGUAAGCAUAUCGGAUGUGCUUCGGGAUCUCUGAGUCACGAGAAUGGCAGGGACGGGCUCUGGCCGUUGCACGAUAUCGUCCUCGCAAGGAUGAAUUUCGUUGGUGGUGGUAUUUGAAGGGGUUCCUUGACUGUCUUCGCAGACGAUAGCUGUAGGCACAAGAGUGGUUUCAACCUCCGGGUCGUUCGAAGUAGUAGUCGGACAGGAAUCGUGUGUGAUUGCAGACGGAGCAACGACGUGUUGUUGUGAUUUUCGCGAUACGACGGGGGUGUACAUGAGCGUGUACAACCCGUCUCCGUCCAUACAGCCUCCAUCCUUGCCCUUGGGGUGCCGCGGGGACUCUGCUCCAUGGAGCAUCCCAAAGCAGCAGCUCACAACUUGUCCCAUCUUGUUGCUUGUCGAGUUGAGAACUUUGAAAAAAUGC